CAACUACUUUUUUCCCUUACAUCUCCCCCCUCACAACUCACAACCAACCUGAUCCUAAACACUUAAACCAAAAGCCUCCAUUCUGCAUCAAUGGAGUCAGCAGCUCUCUCACUUACAUUCCACCACCCACUUUCAAAUCCCUCAAACAUCAACCUCACCAAAUCAAACCCCCUUUAUCCCCUCCUUAAACCCUUCAAACAACCAACCAUCAAAACCACCACCACCGUCAUCUCCGCCGCUACCAAACACAACAACAACCCCAUCACACAAACCCUCAAGCUCACCGCCCGCACCAUCGUAUUCGCUGCGGCUGCCGCAGCCGUAAUCUCCAAGUUCCAACAAUGCCCAGCCAUAGCAGAACCACUUACCCAAACUGCUACAACAACAAUAUCUGAAUCUGAAUCCGAAAUUUCUGAGUUUCUGGAAUCAAAUUCCGAAGCGAUUGAUGCCAUGAAAACAUUACUUGAAAAGAAAUUGGAAACCGGGGAGGAUCAAGAAAGCUUGAAAAUCUUGAAGAAACUCGUUUUGGCCCAACCCGAAAACGGAGAUUGGAAGUUUUUAAUGGAGAGAUUGUUAAACGAAACGGGUGAAAAUGAAACGGGUCGAGAGGACUUAGAACAGAUUUUAACACGAAAGCCGCUUUCUUUCGAGGCAUUGUUUGAAAACGCGGUGUUGAUGGACAAAUGUGGAGAGGGUGAAGUGGUGAUUAAAAGAUUAGAGAAGGAAGUAGAAGAAAAGAACGAGAAAGAGGCAAGAGAUGUAAGAUUGAUCAUAGCACAAGUUGAGUUUUUGAAGAAAAAUGUUGAUGAGGCAUUGAAGAGAUAUGAUGAGCUUGUUAGUGAAGAUCCUGAUGAUUUUAGACCUUAUUUUUGUAAAGGAAUGAUCUAUAGUUUGAUUGAUAAGAGCGAUGAGGCGAAAGUUGAGUUUGCUAAGUAUCGCGAGCUUUCGCCCAAGAAGUUUGAGGUGGAAGGGUAGAUUCGGACAUUGUCGUCAAGAAUGAAGCUUUUUGGCACUGAUGAACAAAAUUAAGUCAUAUAGAGUUUGAAAUAAAGAGGUGUUGUGAUUUGAUCUUGAUUAAAGAUUUAAAGAUCGCAGGCGGUAUGUUUUUUUGUUAUGAUCUAAUCCUUGUUAGCAAGAGAUUCAGCAUA
Molecule: messenger RNA, 1148 nt
Organism: Helianthus annuus (common sunflower)
Lineage: Eukaryota; Viridiplantae; Streptophyta; Magnoliopsida; Asterales; Asteraceae
Product: protein SLOW GREEN 1, chloroplastic
Exons: 1
Coding region: 91-975 (294 amino acids)
Molecular function (GO): protein binding
Source: RefSeq, a predicted model, not a curated record